AUGAGGAAAAGAAAGAGAAUUAAUAACAGAAAUCAAAGAGAAAAAGACAGAGAACGAAAGAGGCAGAAGAGACUUGUGCAGUCUCAGUCCACAAAACCACCAGAUGAGCAGAACAUUAAGCCUGCUGUUCCUUGCGGGACAGUUGUUGGAGCUGCCACAGCUCCUCCUGGUAAUUUUCCAGGGCAAGGCUCCAUGGGGUUGCCGCCUUUUGAGGAAAAACCCCUGGCCAGGGUGCAGGCCUCACCUCGAGUGAAAAUGCACUCAAAUGCCCCGAGGUUGUCAUCUCCUCGGGGAAGUCGUCUGCAUGCCCAAAACGGGGCAUUGGCACCGUCCCCUGACUCCCCAGCGUGGGUUUGUACUCCAGCGAGGGUACCUGGGCAUGAUGAUGGCUUUAAGCCUAGCCCAGCAGGUCAGGCGCAGCUGGAAUCCUCUGGGAUGGAGGAUAUCAGCAGUACACUAAAAAAAGAUGAGGGAUAUAAAGACAGUACUCAAACAGUAUUUUUACGUGUCUCAAAUGGAAAUCAAAACAGUUACAAUGUGAAUCAAGAAAUUGAAAAUAAGAAACAGAAGAACAUAGACAAUGUAUGCAAAAAACAAGAAAACGAAGACGUACAUAUGUAUGAGAAUAAAGAGAGAAUGAAUUUUGAGGAUAUUUGUGAAAGGAGGGAGAACAAGAAUUCUGAAAAUGCAUGUGAGAAUGAGAACAUUAAGAGUACACAUGAAAGUCAAGAGAAUAACUGUUCGGUGUAUGUCCAGGGUUCUUUUCACCAGGGAGAUCUAAUGUUUCAAGAAACUGCUGGAACUCAGUGUGUUGCCAACUGUUUAGCAGGGCUAUCUUAUCACAAAGUCAAAAACAGUAAGCACUGGAAUACAAUGGAUAUGAACAAAAUUUUAGUGACUGGUGACGAAUUGUACACUUUCUUGCAAAGAAGCUCAUUUAUAAAUAAUAGGUAUCUCCUUGUAGAGGAAUUACCUGAGGUCUUUGAAUGCUUUGAUCGAUCUUAUGAAUUUAGAGCAAAUGAGACAUUAUCGAGUGUGAUUUUAUCAGACGAUAGAUUAAACUUUGAAGAGUUUGGUGCAUAUUCUCUAGAUGAAGCAUUGCAGAUUGCUUUAACAAAAACUGAUGGAUGUUUUGUAUGCUUUGGUGGAAAUACAUUAUUGAUUGGCAAAUCAGGAGAUGGGUUUUUCACAUUUGACUCUCAUUCUAGAUGUUCAAAAGGCUUGUUAAGUGUGAGUGGGAAAAGCACAAGAAUUCUUUUCCAAGAUAAAUCAGACAUCUCUCUUCAUAUUCAGUCUUUGGCUGUUUCUAUGGGGUAUUCAAAAGAUGUUGAAUGCAAUAUUACUGGGGUACAUUGUAAAAUGAGUAAUAUUUUGGAUGUUAGAUUUCAUGUGCAAAAAUCACAAGAGCAUGCUGGUAGUUUUGUUGAAGAAAUUGUUGAAACUUCAAGCACAUCACAAGAAAUUGACGUUGAUUCAGAAAGUGGAGAUGAGGAUUUGAAUUUUGUUUCUAGUGAGCAUGAACAGUUCUAUUUUGUUCCUCUUGACUCAGACAUGAAAAGAGAAUUAUGUCAAGGGUUAAAUAUUCCUUUCAUGUGCAAUGAAUUUGGAGUUGAGAAUCAUGCAAUUCAAAAGGACCUUGAGAAACCGAUUUCUCAAAAGGAGAUAUUUGGUGAUGGCAAUUGCUUUUUUAGAGCUGUUUCCUAUAAUCUGACAAAUUCAGAGGACUACCAUUAUGUCAUUCGCAGUGCUGUUUGUCAGCACAUGAUUGAAAAUGAAGGUGUGUUCAAACCAUUUUUGAGAACUGGUGAAAGUACUGUUAUGGAACAUCUAGCAUUGUCUUCAAUGUCACAAAAUGGAAAGUGGGCAACAGAAUUAGAAAUCAUAGCAGUAUGCCAUUUGAUGAAUAUUGAUAUUUACACAUAUACCAGAAAUCAUUGGUUGAAAUUUUCACUAAAGGGAAAGAACUCAUCCAUGACAAAGAAAACUGGAGCAAUUUACUUAAAUCAUGAAGCACAGAAUCAUUACAAUGUAGUACUUGAUGUUUGUGAUAAAAAUGUAGAGAUGAGAAGUGAAAGAUUGUUUGAGAGAAGAGCAGUUGCUCCAAAAUAUUCAAUUAAAAAAGAACGAAAUCGUGGGAGAAUGCAAGCAAAGAGACAAAUUUCCUCAGAAAUGAAUAAACCAAAUCCAGUGGAAAAGCGAAAACAAUCAAUGAGAAGAAAGUAUCAAGAAGAUGCUGAAUUUCGAAACAAGAAAUUGUUAACUGCAUACAUCAAAUAUAAGGAAGAUGAUGAAUUUAAAUCUACUGUCAAAGCUAGAAAUCAGGAGAGAUAUGAAAAUGAUGCAUUUCACCGUAGCAAAACAAAGUUGCAAAGCAAAGCCAGAUAUGCUGGAAAUGAAGAGAGUAGAAAGAAAUCAAAAGAUGCAAGUAUUAAAAAGUAUGCUUUGAACAAAGCACACCAAGAAGAUGUAAAAUUUAGGAGCAUACAAAAGUACAAGACUGAUCCUACCCAUAAAGAAAAUUUGAAGCAAAAAAACUCGAGAAAAUACAGAACUGACAGUGUACACAGGGAAGAGAAGAAGAGAAAAGGGAAAGAAAAAUACAAAGAUGAUGAACUCUACAGAGAAAAGCUGAAGAAGAGAAGUAAGGAAAGGUAUAAAACUGAUGAGGAAUAUAAGAGAAAAGUUUGUUAUACACAGAGAUAUAGUGCAAAUAAGAUAUUCAGAGAAAACAUUCUGACAUCUAAAGCGAAAAAGUACAGCACAGAUAACAGUUUUAGGUCAAAAAUUAAGGCAGGAGUUAAGAAACGCUAUCACUUGAGUUCUGAAGCAAAACAAUCGAAGAAAAGGUCGGUCAAACAACACAGAAAAGCAAAACAGAAAAAGUUCGAAAAUGAAGAAACAGUCUUCGAAUUAUUUAAAGAAAAUACUCGAAGAGGCAUCGACUAUGUAUGCUGCUGCUGUCAUCGAUUGUUAUUUGAUAAUCAGGUACAAAAGUGUGAUGAGCAACUGUAUAGUAAGAAUGAAGGCUCAAAACAAGUUUCGAGUUUGUGUGUACAAGAGAAAUAUUUGCAUGAGUGCACAGAAUCCUGUCCAGAAGGUUGUACCAGGUCAAAUUUGUGGAUAUGUUAUACAUGUCAUAGAAAGAUUAUGAGUGGUAAUAUUCCAGCAGAGGCAGCAGUAAAUGAGAUGUAUCUUGAGGAUAUACCACAGGAACUGGCCAAUAUGAAUAGUCUAGAACAGCAUUUAAUUGCUCUGCACAUUCCAUUUAUGAAGGUCAUGGCACUUCCCCAAGGAGGUCAAAGAAAUAUACAUGGACCAGUGGUGUGUGUACCUUCAGACUUGAAAAAAACAACCAGUUUACCACUGAAUCAUGAUGAGGAUUUAUUAUUAAGGGUUAAACUGAAAAGAAAGCUUAGCUACAAAGGAUACUUUGAGUACCAGUUUGUAAAUCCAAGCCACAUAUUUGCAGCUCUUUGUUUUUUAAAGCAAAAUAAUCACUGGUACGAAAAUGUAAAACUAAAUAGAAGCUGGAAUGUUGACACUGAUGAGGAAAAUACAGCAGAAGAAAUAAAUGACAAAACCAUUGAUGAUAAUGAUGAACACCAACAAAUAGCAAUUGAUACUUGUCUGCAGCCCGUGGAUAUUGCCCAGGAGGUUUUGGACCAUUAUUUUGAUGAUAUUUACAACAUUGCGCCUGGAGAAGGACAAAAUCCUGUGCGGAUGUUACAGGAACCAGGAAAUGAGGCUAAAGCGUUUCCCUGUCAUUUCCCUAGUGGAAAAUUUACUUGGAAUGAGGACAGAGAUAUAAGAAUAACACUGUCUAGAUAUUUCAAUAACAGGUUAAUGCAUGCGGAUGGUAGAUUCGCAAAAGAUAGCAAUUACAUAUUCUUCAGUCAGUUUAUGUCAGAAUUGAAUCAGGUCAUUGAAAAAACACAAAUUUCAGUUCGAAAAUCUGUCUCAAAAAUGUCAAAUGGGAAUUUAGUUACUUCGAGCAUGGUACAAGAUCCAGAAACUCUUUCAAGGUUGCUACGAAAUGAUGAGGCAUUAAGGUUUAUGCAGCCGAUAAGGGGAACGCCAGCAUUCUGGUCAUCAGCUCAAAAAGAUCUCUUUGCAAUGCUCCGACAGUUAGGAAUUCCAACCUGGUUUUGCUCCUUCUCCGCUGCGGAACAUAGAUGGAAUGACGCAGUUAAAACGAUAUUAAGACAACAAAAUGAUAACAGAGAUCCAGAAAUGUUGGACUGGUCAGAAAAAAAUGAGGUUUUAAGGAAGAAUCCUGUGACAGUUGCUAGGAUGUUUGAACAUAGGUUCCACGUCUUUCAAAGAGAUGUUAUAUUCUCUCCAGCUGAGCCGAUUGGAAAAAUAAUAGAUUUUUUUCAGAGAGUAGAAUUCCAGCAGAGAGGAUCACCCCACAUGCAUUGUUUGUAUUGGGUUGAAAAUGCACCUAAACUUGACGAGCAUGGGCAACAAGCUGUAUGUGAUUUCAUUGACAAAUAUGUAUCUUGUGUAGUACCAUCUGAAUUCGAGGAUCCAGAGUUGAGGAAUAUUGUCUUGGCAGUUCAACAGCACAGCCGAAAACAUUCAAAAUCUUGUAGAAAAAAAGGAACAGAUUGCAGAUUUAAUUUUCCUCGACCCCCCUCCCAAAGUACAUUUAUAAAUUCACCUUGUGAAGAAGGCGACAUGGAAAAUAACGAAGAUACUAAAUCAAGGAAAUCGUAUGCAAAGGAUAUUUUACUGCGUGUCUGGGAAGAAGUGCAAAACGAAUCAAAUGAAAGUAAAAGUUCAGAAGAAAUUUUCAGCAGCUUGUCUUUGUCUCAGGAACAGUACGAAGAAGCCCAUAGGCUGCUAACGAAAAAAAGAUCUAUCGUUCUUAAAAGAAAUCCAUGUGAACUUUGGAUCAAUCAGUACAAUCCUUGCCUUUUAAAAUGUUGGGAUGCAAACAUGGACAUUCAAUUUGUUUUAGAUCCAUUUAGUUGCAUUGUUUACAUUAUUUCUUACAUUUCAAAGUCUGAAAGAGAAAUGGGGAUGUUACUGAAGCAAACGAAGAUAGAGGCAGAGGAGGGAAAUCUUGAUGCCCGUAAUACUUUAAAGAAAAUUGGGACAGCUUAUUUACACCAUAGAGAAGUCAGUGCACAGGAAGCUGUGUAUCGAGUGUGCAAUUUAAAGAUGAAAGAGUGCUCAAGGAAAGUUGUGUUUGUACCAAUGAAAGAAUGCUCAAGGAAAGUUGUGUUUGUACCAGUAGGUGAAAAUCCGACCCGUCUAAGUAAACCACUCUCUCAAAUAAAAAGACAAAAAGGGGUCGAAAAGGAAAAUGAUGAAGAUGACGAUGAAAACGAGAUUUGGAUGACAAAUAUUAUAGAGAGAUACGAAAACCGGCCAAACAAACCACUUUUUCAUGACAUGUGCUUAGCAGAAUUCUGUUCUGUUUACAGGGUGUUAGCUAAGUCUCAGGUUCCCAAAACUCAAAAUGAAAAUGUGUUCGAAUUGCAAAAUUCAAAAGGAUAUAUUCAAAAAAGGACACGGACAAAACCAGCUGUUAUAAGGUAUCCGAGGUUCAAUGCUGAAAAAAUGCCUGAAAAAUAUUAUCGGUCUCUAUUACAGCUCUUUCUUCCACAUUGGAAUGAGGCACAAUUAAAACCCCCUGGAUUUGAAUUAUAUGAGUCAUUUUAUGAAAACGGUCACGUUAGAAUCAAAGGAAAAAGAAAUGUCCAGUCUGUCAAAUCAAUAGUUGACUUGCACCAUGCACAAUAUGCAAGGAAUGAAGAUGUAAUCACGGAAGCUCAAGAGAUGUUCGAAAACAUCGGAGAACCUGAAGAUGCUUGGGCAACUCUCUGUCCAGAGUCAGAAGCAUUAAGACAGGAAAAUACUAUAGAAAAAAAUAAAGUGAACACCGUGGACGAACAUCUUCCAGAAGCAAUUCCUGAUAUACAGACUCAGACAAAUCAUGAUGCGCUCUUUCAAAUUCAACAAAAUAAGCAUUCUAAGAAUGAUAUUUUACCAAUCCUGCAAAGUCUAAAUGAAACUCAGAAGGAGAUAUUUUACCACAUACGCGACUGGUGCUUAAGCAAAGUUGCUGGGGACAAGCCAGAUCCGGUGCAUAUUUUCAUAACUGGAGGAGCAGGAACAGGAAAGAGCCAUGUCAUCAAGGCUAUAGAAUAUGAGGCAUCUCGAAUAUUUUCUCGGACAUUGUCUUCACCUGAUAGUGUAUCAGUGCUCCUAACAGCUUUCACAGGAACAGCUGCAUUCAACAUAGGUGGAAACACCAUUCAUCAUGUGUUUUCCCUGACUAAAUAUUUGCCACUACCAUACCAACCUCUGAAAGAACAGAGUCUAAGUGAAAUAAGGAUGCAUCUGAGAGACUUGCAGAUUCUCGUAAUAGAUGAAGUUUCAAUGGUUUACAAGAGACUUCUUUAUUACAUUCAUGAAAGACUGGUCCAAAUAAAGAAAUGCAAAGAGCCAUUUGGCGGUGUAAGCAUUAUUGCCCUGGGUGACUUUUAUCAGCUUCCACCCGUAAAACAACGGAAAGAUGAACGGCUAUUUAAAGAAAAUACCUCAUAUCCUGUUGACUAUUGGAGGGACUUUUUCAAGGUUGUUGAACUGAAUGAAAUAAUGAGGCAGCGGGAAGAUAUACCCUUUGCGAACGCUUUGAACUCUCUUCGGAUUCGUGAAGCAGACCAGCCUUUAACAAGUGAAGCACAAGCUCUCAUACAUGAUUGUAUAAGAGAGGGACCAGAAGAUGCUCUACAUGUGUACCCAACAAAUGAUGAAGUAAAUAAUUAUAACCUCUCAAUGUUGAAGAAAAGCUGCAAAGAUCUAAAAGAGAUUGAAGCAAAGGAUUUCCAAAAAAAUGCAACAAGCGGAAAACUGGUUUUAAGAGAGAAACCGCUUAGAAGCUUAAAAACAGAUAAUCUUAGCAGUACUCUGCUUAUGGCUGUGAAUGCAAGGGUGAUGUUAACAAGAAAUUGUGAUGUAGAAGAUGGGCUGGUGAAUGGAGUAAUGGGAUACAUAACUCACUUUGUGUAUGACCAAAACUCAACCAAUAUUACAGCGAUAGGAGUAAAAUUUGACAACAAGAAUGUUGGUAAGAAAUCUGGUAAAAGAAUACAGAAAGGAAGCGUCUUGGUUCACAGAGUUCAGGAAGAGAUUAUUGAAAAGAAAUUAAAGACAGUUGUGAGACAUCAGUUCCCCUUAAGGCUAUCCUGGGCAUGUACAGCUCAUAAGGUUCAGGGAAUGACAGUUGAAAAGGUGGUGGUCAAUUUAGACCGAAUGUUUUCACCAGGACAAGCAUAUGUUGCUCUGACAAGAGUAACAUCGAAAAAUGGAUUAUUUAUUGAAACCGAUAACGCUGAAGCCUUGCAGAAAAAAGUGUAUGCUGAUUCAGAAGUGAAAAUUGCCUUAGCUGAAAUGGCCAGAGUACAGCUUACAAAAUUUUCCACGAAACUAUUGCACUCGAAUAGCAUUAUUCUUCAUAAUGUCCAAAGUUUAAAUGGCCAUUUUGCAGAUUUGCAGAACGACUUUCGUUUCAGAGGAGCACAAUUCGUAUGCCUGACUGAAACAUGGUUAAGAUCUGAUCAAAGCUUAGCACAAUUUGAUAUGGAUGGAUUUUCCUUGUAUCAUACAUCUAGAAGAGAUGCAUAUGAUGAGAGCAAUGAACAAGUACAAAAACUCCGUGAUGCAAAAGGAGGAGGUGUGGCACUAUACAUCAAUCAAAGUCCGAAUAGGAAAAUUGUCAGUCAACUGCCAGAAAAGAAUGUAGAGGGUAUGGCAGUAACUUUAGUCGAAAGAGAUAUGGUUGUUAUUACUUUGUAUCGCCCAAGUACUCUCAACGUCUCUUACUUUCUGGAACGGCUCCAUAAGCUAAUAGAAUAUUAUAAAUUAUGCAACAAACAUAUAAUUUUUGUUGGAGAUUUCAAUGAAGAUGCAAAAUCUGCAGGUCCUAUUCAGAGCUUCAUGAUGAAACAAGGUUUCAGGCAAUUUGUCAAUUUCUACACAACAGAAAACAGUACCAUUCUCGAUCAUGUCUAUGCAUCUGAAGGCAUUCAAGUUGAAGUGCAGAGGCUGCCAACAUAUUACAGUUACCACGAUGCCCUCAUCAUAACAAUCGUAACAGAAAAUUCAUGA
Molecule: messenger RNA, 8118 nt
Organism: Saccostrea cuccullata (small rock oyster)
Lineage: Eukaryota; Metazoa; Mollusca; Bivalvia; Ostreida; Ostreidae
Exons: 2
Biological process (GO): telomere maintenance; DNA repair
Molecular function (GO): DNA helicase activity
Source: RefSeq, a predicted model, not a curated record